Molecule: messenger RNA, 573 nt
Organism: Apodemus sylvaticus (European woodmouse)
Lineage: Eukaryota; Metazoa; Chordata; Mammalia; Rodentia; Muridae
Gene: Lypd6b
Product: LY6/PLAUR domain containing 6B
Exons: 4
Coding region: 54-572 (172 amino acids)
Molecular function (GO): acetylcholine receptor regulator activity
Source: RefSeq, a predicted model, not a curated record
UCUGUUUUCAUGGCAGACACACGGCUUUGACCCGCCCAACCAGGGAGGACAGAAUGCUGCUCCUCUGCCACAUUCUAGCUCUGACCAUCCUUCAGAUGUUGAUCAUCUCAGACAACUGGGUGUUUGCUAAGAACAUCAACUUCUACAAUGUGAGGCCCCCUCUCGAUCCCACACCAUUCCCAAACAGUUUCAAGUGUUUCACUUGUGAGAAUGCAGGAGAUAAUUAUAACUGCAAUCGAUGGGCAGAAGACAAGUGGUGUCCGCAGGACACACAGUAUUGUUUGACAGUUCAUCACUUCACCAGCCAUGGAAGAAGUACAUCCAUCACUAAAAAGUGUGCCUCAAAAAAUGAAUGUCAUUUUGUUGGCUGCCGACACAGCCGAGAUUCAGAACACACGGAGUGUAGGUCUUGCUGUGAAGGAAUGAUCUGCAAUGUAGAGUUGCCCACCAACCACACAAAUGCCGUCUUCUCUGUAAUGCACGCACAGAGGACGUCUGGCAGCGGUGUCCCCAUUGUCCCCAGAACCUACCUCCCAGUGCUGGCCUGGCUCUUCAUGCUUCCCUGGCUCUGAU